Molecule: messenger RNA, 1485 nt
Organism: Puccinia graminis f. sp. tritici CRL 75-36-700-3
Lineage: Eukaryota; Fungi; Basidiomycota; Pucciniomycetes; Pucciniales; Pucciniaceae
Exons: 6
Coding region: 311-1087 (258 amino acids)
Source: RefSeq, a predicted model, not a curated record
GAAUCAAAUCGGUCUGCAAGAAGGACUUCGCGAAAGGUCCCUCCUCGUAUUGAUCAUCCAUAUUAAAGCAGGCCCGAGUAGCCAUUGACUGUAACUCCAUCCCAUCAUCAGUUGCCAUUUGGAUUUACUCCCUUUCCCUACAUAAUAUAAUCAAUCCCACUCGCUCCAGUCAAUUCAUCUUUUGCACCAAUCGCAUCCCAAUAUCAUCUUCGGAACAGUUCUUCUUCUGGUUAAAUAGUACAAUUCCGAAUCAGUUCUUUCAUCACCCUCACAACCAUCCAGCACCCACAAUCGUAUCACUUCUCCCAAGAUGAAAUUCCUUAUCUUUGCAUUAGCCGCUACGGCUCUUCCGGUCAUCAACGCGGCAUCCAACUUCAAGAGCACCUGUAGCACCGUUAACAACCAGAUGGCUACGUUAACUGGAUCCUUAGCCCAGCUCAAGGCUACGGCUGACAAAUUAGGCCAUUAUCACAUCUCUAGCAGAUGUGACGAGGCCAGCCAGCACCUUGGCUAUGCUAAGUCAUCGUGGGGUGGAAUUAGCUCAGGUUAUGGCUCGUUCCCCUGGCAAGCCAGGGAUUCAUCGCAUGCCAGUCGGGUCCAGUCUCGCAUGUCCUCUUGUGGAUCUUCUCUGGAUUGGAUUUACAGCCAACCUGAGGUUUCUCGAUACUCAGACUACCGAACCCCAGUCCAGAACUGUCGACGCACGUAUAACUCUUGUCAAACCGGAUGCACUCAAAUCUGGAACUGGCCAUCACCUCCAGGUUACAAGCCCAGACCUAGUCAACAAGCUGGCUACCGUCGUCAUCGUCGUGACACUGACGAGAAAGUUUGCCCCAACACUCAAGAGACAGCCUGUCCCAUCAGCGCUAACGCCACUGGAUUCGAAUGUGUUGACACUCAAACCGAAAUCACCUCCUGCGGAGGAUGUGAGUCUUUGAACGAAGGUGAAAACUGUCUGACCAUUGAAGGAGCUGACGAAGUUGGAUGUGAACUCGGUGAAUGUCGUGUUUUCUCAGCGCUCCCCGGCUUUGAAAUCAAUAAGGAGAAUGGUCGCCCCACUCCUGUUGAUGUGCCAGACUGGGAAUAAAGAUCUCACGCGCCGUGACUUGAUUGAAGCUAGCCCUACUGACUUGCACGUUCUCCAGCUAGAUUGAUCCAUGUUCAUCAUAUUUACUGCUACAUGUAUCACACCUUAAUUACCUUAUUAAUUCGUAUUCUUAUUUAUCAUUAUCUUAUUUACUGUUAACACGUCCUACCAUCAUGACCUGAAGACUUUUUACGUUUCUUAACAUGAACAAUGCCACCUUGUUUCGUCUUGGACUUUGAUCUCGAUCUUCCAAUUUCCCCAGAGUCACCCUUUGCCAAAUGCCCGUUGACCCCAAUGGAUUUGCGAUCCAAUUGCAUGUUACACUAGCUUGUGAUGCAUACUGCAUACAAGCACCUCUUGGGUUGAGCUUAAUUGAUCGCACACGAUGACCUUUUGCG